Carica papaya (papaya) is the source of this 2596-nucleotide messenger RNA. RefSeq names its product heat shock protein 83. NCBI's taxonomy places the organism in Eukaryota, Viridiplantae, Streptophyta, Magnoliopsida, Brassicales, Caricaceae. Gene Ontology annotation, biological process: protein folding. The record is from RefSeq and is a predicted model, not a curated record. Gene Ontology annotation, molecular function: ATP-dependent protein folding chaperone; ATP hydrolysis activity; ATP binding.
GAACCAAACGACUACGUUUCGUAGAACAAUCCAGAAUUCAUUUCCACCUGUAUGGUCUAUCCUCGUUAACCAGAGAAGGGACUAGAACCUCUAUGCUUCUUAUAUAAAUACACAUCCCUUUCCGUGUUUCAGAUCAACGAAAAAUUUUCGAAGCUACAAUCGCAAAUCUCUGAAAUCUCUCGCGCUCCUCGUUGUUUUCUCUCGCUGCGUUCGCUUAUUUGGUUGUAUUGCAGAAGGAUAGAGGAAUGGCGGAUGUGCAGAUGGCUGAUGCAGAGACCUUCGCCUUUCAGGCCGAGAUUAACCAGCUUCUGAGUUUGAUUAUCAACACAUUUUACAGCAACAAGGAGAUUUUCCUUCGUGAGAUUAUCAGCAACUCAUCUGAUGCUCUUGACAAGAUUCGAUUCGAGAGCUUAACUGACAAGAGCAAGCUCGAUGCUCAACCAGAGCUCUUCAUUAGGCUCGUUCCUGACAAGGUCAACAAGACCCUCUCCAUCAUAGACAGCGGUAUCGGCAUGACCAAAGCAGAUUUGGUCAACAAUUUGGGUACCAUUGCUAGGUCAGGAACGAAGGAGUUCAUGGAGGCCUUGCAGGCUGGAGCUGACGUGAGCAUGAUUGGUCAAUUUGGUGUUGGUUUCUACUCAGCUUACCUUGUUGCAGAGAAGGUGAUCGUAACAACAAAGCACAAUGAUGACGAGCAAUACAUCUGGGAAUCCCAAGCUGGCGGUUCCUUCACAGUUACCAGGGAUGUCAAUGGUGAGCAACUUGGCAGGGGAACGAAGAUCACUCUCUUCCUCAAGGAGGACCAGCUGGAGUACCUGGAGGAGAGAAGGAUUAAGGACCUUGUGAAGAAGCAUUCUGAGUUCAUCAGCUACCCCAUCUAUCUCUGGACUGAGAAGACAACCGAGAAGGAAAUUAGUGAUGAUGAGGAUGAUGAACCCAAAAAGGAAGAGGAAGGAGAUAUUGAGGAGGUUGACGAGGAAAAAGAGACCAAAUCAAAGAAGAAGAAGAUCAAGGAGGUUUCUCAUGAGUGGCAACUCAUCAACAAGCAGAAGCCUAUCUGGUUGCGCAAGCCCGAGGAGAUCACCAAGGAGGAAUAUGCCUCCUUCUACAAGAGCUUGACCAAUGACUGGGAGGAUCACCUUGCCGUGAAACACUUCUCUGUCGAGGGUCAACUUGAGUUCAAAGCGAUUCUAUUUGUACCGAAAAGGGCGCCAUUUGAUCUUUUCGACAGCAGGAAGAAGAUGAACAAUAUCAAACUCUAUGUCCGCAGAGUCUUUAUCAUGGACAACUGUGAGGAACUCAUCCCCGAGUUCCUCGGAUUCGUUAAGGGUGUCGUUGACUCUGAUGACUUACCACUCAACAUCUCUCGUGAGAUGCUUCAGCAGAACAAGAUUCUGAAGGUAAUUAGAAAGAACCUUGUUAAAAAAUGCAUUGAAAUGUUCAAUGAGAUUGCAGAGAACAAAGAAGACUACAACAAGUUCUAUGAGGCAUUCUCGAAGAACCUGAAAUUGGGCAUCCAUGAGGAUAGCCAGAACAGAGCGAAACUGGCAGACCUCCUUCGCUACCACUCAACCAAGAGUGGAGACGAAUGGACAAGCUUGAAGGACUAUGUUACCAGAAUGAAGGAGGGACAAAAAGAUAUUUACUACAUUACAGGUGAGAGCAAGAAAGCCGUUGAGAACUCACCAUUCUUGGAGCGACUCAAAAAGAAGGGAUACGAAGUGCUCUUCAUGGUGGACGCCAUUGAUGAGUAUGCUGUCGGCCAACUAAAGGAAUAUGACGGGAAGAAGCUCGUCUCCGCUACCAAGGAAGGUCUGAAGCUGGACGAUGAAACAGAGGAAGAGAGAAAGAAAAAGGAAGAGAAGAAAAAAUCAUUCGAGGACCUGUGCAAAGUAAUCAAGGACAUAUUAGGAGACAAGGUGGAGAAGGUGGUAGUGUCCGACAGAAUUGUGGAUUCUCCUUGCUGUUUGGUAACCGGAGAGUACGGGUGGACAGCCAACAUGGAGAGAAUCAUGAAAGCUCAGGCCCUUAGAGACAGCAGCAUGAGUUCAUACAUGUCGAGCAAGAAGACAAUGGAAAUCAACCCUGACAACGGCAUCAUGGAGGAGCUCAGGAAGAGGGCUGAAGCUGACAAGAACGACAAGUCUGUCAAAGAUCUUGUCUUGCUGCUCUUUGAGACUGCUCUCCUGACUUCUGGUUUCAGCCUUGAUGAUCCAAACACAUUUGCUUCUAGGAUUCACAGAAUGCUGAAGUUGGGUCUGAGCAUUGAUGAGGAGGAGACUGCUGGUGAUGAUGAUGACAUGCCGCCUCUGGAGGAAGAUGGCGCUGAGGAGAGCAAGAUGGAGGAGGUCGAUUAAAAACUAGAAAUGGUGCCUCCUCUUGGAGGCUUUUUGUGGGGGUGAGGGCGUUGGGUAGUGAAUUUUCAACUUGGUUGUUUUUGUGUCUCUGUUUGUGUUACUGUAGCUUUUUUUACUUUUUCAAGAGUCUCCGUGCGCGUCUGUAUGCUACAAAUGGAGUUAAAUAUGUAUGGCCUCCUUGCACAUAUUUCUUGCCUUGCAAUAUUUCUUUCUCAAGGAGCAAUUUGUUACCGUACUAA